Prunus mume (Japanese apricot) is the source of this 2739-nucleotide messenger RNA. Lineage: Eukaryota; Viridiplantae; Streptophyta; Magnoliopsida; Rosales; Rosaceae. The record is from RefSeq and is a predicted model, not a curated record.
AUGGAUGCUGCUGCCACUACUCAUCCAAACAAGAGCAACUCUUUUUUAGGAAAUGACGGCGCCAGGAUCAAAUCGGAAUCUGGCCACUUCGCCGGAUCAGAGCUUACUCCGGCGACCUCGCCGGUGGCGGCGCAGAGAUCUUGCUUUUGUUUGAUUAUCCCUAUCUACCGUAUUUCAGCAUAUUCUUCUCCGGUGAGCGGUGAUGGCUGCUGCUCUACUCUGCUCGUUGGUGGUGACAGAGAGUUCAAUGUCAAUGGAUUUGAAAAGUUUACAAAAUUCACAGAGUUCGCUAAAGUUGGACUUUCUUAUCUUGUCGUCGCCAUUAUCGGCCCACAAAGUAGUGGAAAGAGCACACUACUAAACCAUUUAUUUCACACCAACUUUAAAGAGAUGGACGCUUUUAGAGGAAGGUCUCAAACAACAAAAGGUAUUUGGGUGGCAAAAUGUCCCAUCAUUGACCCUUUUACUCUUGUUAUGGACAUGGAGGGUACAGAUGGGAAAGAACGAGGAGAGGAUACAGCAUUCGAGAAGCAGACUACUCUUUUUGCCCUCGCUGUGGCAGAUGUAGUGCUCAUUAACAUAUGGUGCCAUGACAUUGGCCGUGAGCACGCUUCAAAUAAGCCUCUCCUACACACUGUGUUCCAGGUGAUGAUGCGAUUGUUUGGGCCUCAUAAGACAACCCUGAUCUUUGUCAUCCGUGAUAAGACAAAGACGCCACUGGAGAAGUUAGAAAGCCAACUUCGGAAUGACAUUCAGAAGAUAUGGGAGUCUGCUCAUAAGCCUGAAGCCCACAAGGAAACUCCACUGAGUGAAUUUUUCAAUGUUGAGGUUGUUGCGCUUUCAAAUUACGAAGACAAAGAAGACACAUUUAAAGCGGAGGUUGCUUGCAUGAGGCAGAAAUUCUUCCAUCAUAAUAAACUUGCUGGAGAUCGACAGGCGGUAGUUCCCGCUUCAGGAUUUUCUUUGAGUUUACGGGAAAUUUGGGAAAAAAUAAAAAAAGACAGAGAUCUUGAUAUUCCUUCCAUCAAGGUCAUGGUGGCUACUGUACGUUGUGAAGAGAUUGCAAAUGAGAAGUAUUCUGCUUUUGCAGCAAAUGAGGAGUGGAUUCAGUUGAAAGUGAUCUCAGUUCAUCCUGGUGGCUUUGGAAAUAAGCUGAGUUCAAUGAUUGAUACUUGUAUAUCGGAGUAUGAUGAAGAGGCUACACAUUAUGAUGAAGACCAAAUUGUGUUUGUUAUUCCUUUGAUUGUGGUUGAUACAAUUUCUGUCAUGACUCAUGCUCUAAUCUGCCAUGCAUGUCGAUCAGGGAUGUACACAUUUUACAGUGAGCUUGUUCAACCUGCAUUCGAAGAUCAGCUGGAACUUAAAAGUUCUUCUACUCUGGAUAAGUUCAAGGAAGCAUUUGAUAAGUCCUUGAACGGGGUCAUCAAGGGAUUUUCUGUGACUGCUCGUAAUUUCACCGAGUCUUUUAUGGCUCAAUUUGACGAAGACUGUGCAGAUGUUAUCAAACAAGCGAACUGGGACACAUCUAAAGUAAGGGAUAAACUUAGACGUGAUAUAGAAGCCCAUGUUGCUUCAGUUCAUGCUGACAAGAUAAAGGACCGUUGUGAGGUGAAGUUGAGGGAGCUGUUAUCAGGACCGGUGGAAGUCCUUUUGAAGCAAGCUGAUAAUACGACCUGGCCCACAAUAAGAAUACUUCUUCAAGAGGCUAAAUCAGCUUUCUCUGGGAGCGCUGCUGCAAUUUCUGGUGUUGACAUGGAUGAACAAACCAAAGCCAAAAUAGAUGCAAGUCUAGAGAAAUAUGUAAGACGUAUGGUUGAAGAUAAAGCAAAGGAAGAGGCUGGAAUGGUCCUCAUGCACAUGAAGGAGAGGUUUAAAACAGAAUUUAGCGACGAUUCUAAUUCAAUCCAACGUGUUUGGAACCGGCGGGAAAAUAUUGGAGCGAUUGCCAGAACUGCUCAUUCUUCAUCCCUAGAAGUGCUUUCUGUUAUGGCUGUGAUCCGUUUGGAUGAUGAUAAUGAUGGUGAUAAAGUACAGCCUACUUUAUGCAGUGCCUUACUGGAUAAAGAUAUGAGUACCACAACAUAUGACCCACUGGCUUCAAAUACUUGGGAAGAGGUUCCACCAUCAAAAACAUUGAUCAUACCUCUUAAAUGCAAAGAGUUGUGGGAGGAAUUCAAGGAAAACACCAAGCACAUUGUUUCGAAGGCCAUAGCUGAACAGGAGGCCAACGCGCGUUUUCAACUACCUCCUUGGGCAACUUGCUGUUUGAUUGUCGUGGGAUGGAAUGCCAUUAGGAGACUAAUAAGAAAUCCUUUGUAUCUUGGGUGUGGGUGUCAUCCUUGUUGCUUUUUUACUCGUCACGCCCCUAUUGUGCUGGUUUGCCACUAGGGAUCUCUGGUGAGGGUAAAGAGUGAGAACACAACUAUAUAGUGGGCUUGGCGGUAUGCUCUUGGAGAAAUGGUUGCAGCGCCCCGAUAGACUUUAUUUGAAUCAACCAACAAAAACUAAAAACUAAAAAAAUAUUUAAGUGACCUCAAUACCACUGGUUUUGAAUACUAGAUUGGAAUUGUUGUACUGUUGUAUUAUUAAUUAUGAAUUUUGUUUUGUACUGUAACAAGGGACAAGUAUAUGUGUCGUAUUGUAAUUUUGAAUUUUAUUUUGUAUUGUUAUUUCUUGUUCUGAAUUGAAGACUACAACUAUUAGCUAUCAUAAUAAACUUAUUUAUUUUAGUUUCUGUAA